This is a messenger RNA of Brassica napus (rape), 1557 nucleotides long. RefSeq names its product F-box/kelch-repeat protein At3g13680-like. The coding region runs from base 130 to 1359 and encodes 409 amino acids. Gene Ontology annotation, molecular function: protein binding. The record is from RefSeq and is a predicted model, not a curated record. NCBI's taxonomy places the organism in Eukaryota, Viridiplantae, Streptophyta, Magnoliopsida, Brassicales, Brassicaceae. The transcript has a single exon.
UCAUUAUAGUUUUUGAAGUCUAUUUUUGUGACAAAAACCUAAAAAAGAUAUGUUUAAGAAAAUUGUCUUUUUUAUUAUUAUUAAUUUUAGUCAUUUAUUUAAUAGAAAAGGAGAACAAUAUUAAUUGGAAUGAAAAUAAAAAAAAUUAUUUAUAUACCCAUUAGGAGAAACGGAUCGGCCAAGUCGACUUCAUCACCACGAAACCCUAACAGAAGUGGAACAAUGAAGACAAUUUUCGAUUGUUGGUUCAAAAAAACGAAGAAGAAGAAGAAGACAAUUUUGGAUCUUCCAGAGGAUUUGGUUGAGGAUGAGAUAAUAUCUAGGCUGCCGAUUUCAUCUCUGAGGUCAGUGAGAUCAACCUGCAAAAAGUGGAACACUUUAUGUAAAAAUCGGAUCUUAUUUGGUAAAGCAGCAAAGAAGCAGUUCUUGAUGAUGGACUCGAGGAGGAUUUGUUUGAUGAACUUGGAUCUCAGCAAAGACAAUGGCGACCCAUCUAUAAAACAGGUAAGCGUACUUGAUCAAAAAUUCCAGAUACCUAUGGUGUUUCAGAGUGAUGGCUUGCUACUAUGCGUCCUUAAGGAUUACUCUAGGCUUGUGGUAUGGAACCCUUACUUAGGGCAAAUGAGGUGGAUCGAACCCAGAAACAGUUUCCAUAGUUCAGACAGGUUUGCUCUCGGACACGACAGCAACUUUAACUACAAGAUCCUGAGGAUCUCCAGUGAGAUUCAUCCAGUUACAGAAAGAAAAGUUUUAGGGUUCGAACUCUACGAUUUCACCUCGAGUUCUUGGAAGGUUCUUGAUGAUGUCACUCCCAAGCGGCGGCAGAUAAGGUCUUGUCAACAGUGCGAGUCUUUGAAGGGAAACGCUUAUUUUCUUACGAGUGUUAGAGGUUCCUUCCGCUGUUUUGAUUUCACAACAGAGAGGUUCGGACCGCCUCUGCCUCUGCCGCCGUUUCAUUCUUACGAUGGAUUCCAUUGCACGUCUUUCUCUUGUGUUAGAGAAGAGCAGCAGCUCGCUGUGUUGUAUCAACGCUGGGAGUGGGAGUCAAGUGAUACGAUCGAGAUUAGCGUUACUGAUAAGAUUGGUCCUGAUGAUGUGUCCUGGACAAAGUUUUUGAAAGUGAACACUGGCUAUUGGGUUUACCCUACUGCUCGGAGUUUCCUCGUCGACGAGGAGAAGAAACUUGCUGUGGUUUUCGUUCUAGACAAGCUCAGUAGUGGAUGUCUCUACCAAACUGCUCACGUCUUCGGACAAGAUGGAUACUUCAAAUAUGUGAGAAUCGGAGAAGCUCCCUAUCUCCGAAACAUGGUGUGCUCUUCAUAUCUUCCAAGCUUACUGCAACUCAACCAACCAGGCUAAUGGAAAGAUUGUGGUCAUCUUCUUUCGGAUAAAUCGUUAAUUAUGUGUUUUGUCUUUUGAAUGUUUUUAGCCUCUCUCUUUUCAGACUGUUCAUGUCUCUCGUGAUAUGUAAUGUAACCUAUGAUACAGGUUCAUCCUGUUCACCUUUAAAACUGAUUACUAUAUAUGAUUAUGCCGUCCAGAAACAAUUUUUCAUCA